AUGAAAGUUUUGUUUUCUCUUCUUCUAGUGUUAUUCAUUGCUUCACCUAUCUUAUGCGCUAAAGUAGGAAAGUCUAAUAUUCCAAAUGCUUUCAAUAUUCUUAAGUAUGGUGCCAAGGGUGAUGGCCAUACUGAUGAUUCAAAUGCUUUUUUAAAAGCAUGGAAAGAUGCUUGCAGUUCAACUAAUGGUACCCCAACACUCAUCGUACCCACAAACAAAAUAUUCAUGACACAACCUCUUACGUUCCAAGGUCCUUGCAAAUCCGCAACAAUGAAUGUUAUGAUUGGGGGAAAUGUCACUGCUCCAGCAAGUCGUGAAAAUUGGAAACCAGACGGUAAUGAUCAUGAUUCAUGGAUCACAUUCAAUCAAAUAAGUGGGCUUGUUGUGAAUGGAGGUGGAACUCUUAAUGCCCAAGGUGCUUCUUGGUGGGACAAGAGUGCAAAUGAUAGGCCAACGGCUGUUCGUUUUCUUGGAUGUAAUAAUCUAAAACAUGGCCCAAUGACACACCUCAAUAGUCCGAAAAAUCAUAUAAGCGUAACCGGAUGUGAUGGCGUUUUAAUUUCUAAUGUUAAUUUAAUUGCACCAGAAACUAGUCCCAACACCGAUGGAGUUGAUAUUUCAUCAUCAACUAAAGUCUUCAUUGAGCAUUCAAUUAUCUCAAGCGGUGACGAUUGUGUUGCUAUUAAUAGUGGUUCUAAGUUCAUCAACAUUACUAAUGUUAAAUGUGGGCCUGGUCAUGGCAUUAGUGUCGGAAGCCUUGGGAAAAAUGGAGAAUAUGCUACAGUAGAGGAGGUAUACGUUUCAAACAUCAUCUUCACUCGAACAACAAAUGGUGCCAGAAUUAAGACAUGGGAGGGAGGAUCUGGAUAUGUAAGAAAGAUAACUUAUAAAAAUAUUACACUUGUUGAUGUGAAGAACCCUGUGAUAAUUGAUCAACAAUACAACGCUUUACAAGCUGUAGGUAAAGGAGUGAAAAUCAGUGAUGUUACUUUCCGCGACUUUCGGGGAACCACAAAAGAUAAAAUGGCAAUUCAAUUGAAUUGUUGCAGUAUUGGUUGCACUAACAUUGUACUUGAAGAGAUCAACAUAUCUGGUCUUAAUGGAGAGAAACCGUCUUCAUCGUGUAAUAAUGCACAUGGAUCAAGCUCUUCGUGCAAUCCUACUGUCACAUGCCUUGGCAAUUAA
Trifolium pratense (red clover) is the source of this 1185-nucleotide messenger RNA. RefSeq names its product probable polygalacturonase At3g15720. The record is from RefSeq and is a predicted model, not a curated record. Gene Ontology annotation, molecular function: polygalacturonase activity. Gene Ontology annotation, biological process: carbohydrate metabolic process. The transcript has 7 exons. Lineage: Eukaryota; Viridiplantae; Streptophyta; Magnoliopsida; Fabales; Fabaceae. The coding region runs from base 1 to 1185 and encodes 394 amino acids.